CUCCCGCACCAUCAUUGGCUGAGUUUAUGCCUGGCCAGGCCAAGUCGCACUGCGAUUGGCCUUGGCGGGUGCCGGUAACCUGCGCUAGCGGCUUUGGUUCCCCCUCACCAUAGAUGUCAAAGGCUGAAGCUGCUCCCUUUGCCACAUUAUAACUAGUAGAGGAUCUUCAUCGACCAUGGCCACAGCUGCCUCGAAUCCCUACAGCAUUCUCAGUUCCAGCUCCCUCGUCCAUGCGGACUCUGCCGGAAUGCAGCAGGGAAGUCCUUUCCGCAAUCCUCAGAAACUUCUCCAAAGUGACUACUUGCAGGGAGUUCCCAGCAAUGGGCAUCCCCUCGGGCAUCACUGGGUGACCAGUCUGAGCGACGGGGGCCCAUGGUCCUCCACAUUGGCCACCAGCCCCCUGGACCAGCCGGACGUGAAGCCAGGACGCGAAGAUCUGCAAUUGGGCUCAAUCAUCCAUCACCGCUCGCCACACGUAGCCCACCACUCGCCCCACACUAACCAUCCGAAUGCCUGGGGAGCAAGCCCAGCUCCAAACUCGUCCAUCACGUCUACCGGCCAACCUCUCAAUGUGUAUUCGCAGCCAGGCUUCACGGUGAGCGGUAUGCUGGAGCACGGGGGACUCACUCCACCACCAGCCGCUGCCUCCACGCAGAGCCUGCAUCCAGUGCUCCGGGAGCCUCCAGACCACGGUGAGCUGGGCUCGCACCACUGCCAGGACCACUCGGAUGAGGAGACUCCAACCUCUGAUGAGUUGGAACAGUUCGCCAAACAAUUCAAACAAAGAAGAAUCAAGUUGGGUUUCACACAAGCCGACGUGGGGCUGGCACUGGGCACCCUGUAUGGUAACGUGUUCUCGCAGACCACCAUCUGCAGGUUCGAGGCCUUGCAACUGAGCUUCAAGAAUAUGUGCAAGCUGAAACCCCUGCUAAAUAAGUGGCUGGAGGAGGCUGAUUCAUCCACAGGAAGCCCUACCAGCAUUGACAAGAUCGCCGCUCAGGGCCGCAAGCGCAAGAAGCGAACCUCCAUCGAGGUGAGUGUCAAGGGCGUACUGGAAACGCAUUUCCUCAAGUGUCCCAAGCCUGCAGCGCAGGAGAUCUCCUCGCUGGCUGACAGCCUCCAGUUGGAGAAAGAAGUGGUGCGUGUCUGGUUCUGUAAUAGAAGACAAAAAGAAAAAAGAAUGACUCCACCAGGGGAUCAGCAGCCACAUGAGGUUUAUUCGCACACAGUGAAAACUGACGCGUCCUGCCACGAUCUCUGACUGGAGAAAGCCCGGAGGUGGCCCACAGCACUGGGAGCAGUGCGAAUCAUUCUCACUCCCUUCCUUCCUUUCAUCGCUACAUUCUUUAUUAUUGCUCUCUCUCUAGCUUGCUAGCUCUUUCUUUCUUUCUUUCACAGGGGUUUCUAACUUAUGUUAAGAAAAGAAACACACACACACACACACACACACACACACACACACACACACACACACACAUUCAGGCUUCUCAACUCUGAAACAAAAUUAUAUUAAGCAGUCCAGGCGGGGACCUCAUAGUCCCUGCUGCCAGAGCAAUUUCCCUCCAACCUUUUCUGCUGAUCAAUACAUAUUGUUUACUCUGAGUAAGAUUUGUUUGGUUGCUCCUCUCUAAAAAGGGCAAGGAGCUGGGUAACAGGGGUGGGGGCGGGAGAGGGUGGGAAGACAGAUGUGUGCCUAUGAAUAACCUUUCAGCGCCUUGGUUAUAGCAGCUGUAUUUCAGGUGAAAUCUGUUUUACAAUAGACUAGUUUUGCAUUUUUUAAAACUUCUAUAGCGUUUCUAAAUGUCUGCGGUGUUUUACUACAAGCUGUACACAAUAUUUGUGAGAUAAUUUGUAUCUAAUCGACCACUACACAUUAUUAUUGCUAUUAUUAUUAUUUCUUCAUUGAGCUGAUGGGUUUUUAAUUGCUUAAAAAGGGAGGGAGGCUGGAAGGAGGAAAGAGAAAAAUGCUCACCUCUUGCACUCCCACACUUUCGAAUCUGCAUGGAGAGGAGAGGAUAAGAUGGAGAAAGUUGAUGUUUCUGUUUUGUUUUGUUUGUUUUUUUUUUUUUUUUUUUUUCUUUUCGGGGACUUAGUGCCUAUAUGGGCAGAACAAGCAAACUGAAAGGGUUUGCAAAGUAGCCUGAAGAAGAGAGGCUAUUUCGCUGCUUUUUGCCCCCUUUUUCCCCCGCAACCGUGGAGUCUCUGAAGGCUUCCACAGCUUAAAUCCCGGUGCCCCAGAAGGAUUCAGCAGUGGCGCGCGAAGAAUGGGGUUUGAGGGACCAGAAGGAUUCUGAAUUCACCAUCGUAAAUGCCUGUGCCUGAAGUUUCCCACAGGCUGCCAGCAUAGUCAGGUUGACAACCUGCCCUACACCAUGGUACACUCUCCCAGAUGAAAGACUUUGCCUUCACAAAUGGUGGCUGUCUCCGGAGACCACGACCCAAAGACGCUGGCGACAGAUUGGGCCAGUGCCUCCCAGUUCGCGGCUCGCUCUCAGGGUGAGAAACACUCUCGGUAGGGUGGUGAGGGGUGGGCUAACAGGCACCCUCUGCUUAGUGCGGAGCGACAAUAAACUGGUUGGCAAAAGUCUUGGAGAUUCUGGUCCAGCCGUGUACCACCUCCUCCCUCUUGUAUAUACCAAGGUCUGAGUGAGCUCUUGGGGAGCCCAUCUCAGCGUCUUUGACAAGCACAGCUGGUGGAAGCCCAUGGCGAAGACUGAGCGAGCUAGGGAUCGGAUCGCCUGGGCAGCUGAGUUAAUGCUUUUUUCUUAAAAAAAAAAUAAAAAAUAUGUGUGUAUGUAUUUCUUUGCGUGUGUGCGUGUGUGUGCAAACGUGUGUGUGUAGCUAGCUGUGUGUAUCGUAUUACUGUAUAAAAAAAAAAAACUUAAAAAAAAAUCUCGCUAGGCUAUGUAGAGAUCCCAAAAUUAAGCGGUUGCCGUGGCUUUAUGGCUAGCUUUUUCUCGUGUCCACAGGACAGGUUCACAGGUGCACCUCGUCCCCAACAAACACUCUGUGCUGGCCCAGCAAAGCGCCCAUGCCCAGCCAGCUAUGGCGGGCAUGACCUGAAGGGGAUCUCAGCACGCCAGGCUGAUCUCAGGAUUCAGCCUGCAGGCGAAGCUGUGGUAGACAAAGCUUCAAACUACCUAAGGACCAGAAAACCUUGUGCCCCUUGUAGAACUUGUGUCCCUUGUAGAAGAUGCGCUAGUAUGGGCUGCCAGGCCUCUGGUUGACCACACUGUGUCUCCUCUAGCCGCAGGUCGAAGAGCAUAUAUUAAUUCAAAUCCCCGACCCUUUUGCUAUUUUUUUUUUCUUUUUUCCUUUCCUUUCUUUUCUUUUCCUUUACUUCCCCUUUCUUUCUCCUUCU
Messenger RNA from Peromyscus leucopus (white-footed mouse), 3361 nucleotides. It is a transcript of the gene Pou3f4, whose product is annotated as POU class 3 homeobox 4. The coding region runs from base 176 to 1261 and encodes 361 amino acids. Gene Ontology annotation, biological process: brain development; regulation of transcription by RNA polymerase II. NCBI's taxonomy places the organism in Eukaryota, Metazoa, Chordata, Mammalia, Rodentia, Cricetidae. Gene Ontology annotation, molecular function: DNA-binding transcription factor activity, RNA polymerase II-specific; RNA polymerase II cis-regulatory region sequence-specific DNA binding. The transcript has a single exon. Gene Ontology annotation, cellular component: nucleus. The record is from RefSeq and is a predicted model, not a curated record.